Molecule: messenger RNA, 1458 nt
Organism: Telopea speciosissima
Lineage: Eukaryota; Viridiplantae; Streptophyta; Magnoliopsida; Proteales; Proteaceae
Product: probable polygalacturonase At1g80170
Exons: 9
Coding region: 28-1329 (433 amino acids)
Biological process (GO): carbohydrate metabolic process
Molecular function (GO): polygalacturonase activity
Source: RefSeq, a predicted model, not a curated record
AUCAUUCUUCCUCGCUUUCUGGAACUGAUGAGAAAACCAAGUGCUUCUUCUUGCGCUCAAUUUCUUAUUCUGAUUUAUCUAUGUCUCUGUUCAAAUCUCUUUCAUGUUGAAGGGUUUGAUUCUCUGAUUCAGCUGCGAGGCAGCAACAGAAAAGUUGUUUCUGUGCUCGAUUAUGGAGCGAAAGGGGAUGGUCUUCACAGUGACACCAAGGCUUUUAAAAAUGCUUGGGAGGUAGCUUGUUGUUUACCAUCACGAUCAACACUUGAAGUUCCAGCUGGGAAAACUUAUCUGGUUGGGCCAAUUGAUUUUGGUGGGCCUUGUGAAUCAAAGGUGACUUUAAGGAUCUUUGGUACCAUCAUUGCUCCUAAAGAUCCUCAUUUCUGGGAUGGUUUGAAUCGGCGUAGGUGGCUUUAUUUCCAUAAUCUCAAUCACCUCAUUGUAGAAGGCGGAGGCACAAUCAAUGGGAUGGGACAGGAAUGGUGGUCCCGCUCUUGCAAGAUCAACACAACAAAUCCAUGUCGACAUGCUCCAACGGCCAUUGCUUUCCAUCUGUGCCAAAAUUUGAAAGUCAGGAACAUCAUGACAAUAAACAGUCAACAAAUGCACAUUGCUUUCACCAACUGUAGCCGGGUUGUGGCAUCUCAUCUUAUAGUGCUUGCACCUGUCGGAAGUCCAAACACUGAUGGAAUUCACAUAAGUGCAUCCACUAAUGUUCAGGUCAAAGACACUGUAAUUGGAACAGGUGAUGACUGCAUCUCUAUAGUUAGCAAUACUUCCAGGGUUAAAAUCAGAAAUAUUACAUGUGGGCCUGGCCAUGGUAUAAGUAUAGGAAGUUUGGGGAAAUCAGAUUCAUGUGAUGAUGUGUAUGAUGUAUUGGUUGAUGGAGCAUUUAUAUCAAACACUGAGAAUGGGCUGAGGAUCAAAACAUGGCAGGGAGGAUGUGGCUUUGCCCGAAAGAUAACAUUUCAGAAUGUGGUAAUGGAAAAUGUUUCUAACCCAAUCAUCAUUGAUCAGUAUUACUGUGAUUCACAGAUACCAUGUCAAAACCAGACCAGGGCUGUUCAGGUAGAGAGAGUUUCUUUCAUAGGCAUCAGAGGAACUGCAGCCACUGAGGAAGCAAUAAGAUUUGCUUGCAGUGACAAUUCCCCAUGCCAUAGAAUAUAUUUGGAAGAUCUUCAAUUAUUAUCAAAUUCUGGAGAGCCUACCAGGGCUUUUUGUUGGCAAGCUUGGGUCUCAAGUUCAGGCAUUGUAUCUCCUACUUGUUUCAUAUGCAGUGGGAGCUUCAUCAAACAGAAGGUUAUUUCAAGUUCCAUCCAUCGGACUAUUUAAAGAUAGAUCAUUCUUCAUUGGCUGUGAAUGCCAUUAUUGUCCAGUGGGACAAGCUCCUCUUGUGAACUUAGUAUGGAUGGGUGUCAUGGCUGCCUACCAAUGUGAGGAUCUUACUACAGGUUUUGGUGU